Messenger RNA from Ilex paraguariensis (yerba mate), 1518 nucleotides. The record is from the annotation of a GenBank genome assembly. Lineage: Eukaryota; Viridiplantae; Streptophyta; Magnoliopsida; Aquifoliales; Aquifoliaceae.
AUGGAAAGAAGAGCCCUGGUAUCUUCUAUGAUUGUAGUGUUGGCUAGUUUUAUCAUAAUUCAAGUUUAUGGAGAGAAUUCUUGGCCAGUUGCUCGGUUUUCUGGUGGUCGUUAUCAUGACCAAAUGCAAAAAAUGGAAGCGUAUAAGGCCUCACUCCUUCGACGUGAUUUGAUUUCUCUCUCACCUAGCCCGAUAUCUCCAUCGUCUAGCUUUGCGCCAUCGCCAUUGCCAUUGCCAUCGCCAUCGCCAUCGCCAUCGCCAUCACAGUCGGUUACACCAAGUCCACGUGUGUAUCACGUGACAUCCUACGGAGCAGACCCAAGUGGGCAAACAGACAGUACAGAAGCACUUCUUGCAGCAAUGUCAGAUGCACUUAAUGGUCCUAGCAAUGGCUUCUUGAUGGAAGGUAUUGUUAAUCUUGGUGGUGCACAGGUUAAUCUUGAAGGUGGAACUUACAUAAUUAACCGUCCCCUUCGGUUUCCGGUGGCCAGCCGAGGUAACCUCAUGAUACAUGGAGGAACCCUAAAAGCUUCGAACAAUUUCCCUACUGAAGGAUAUUUGCUUGAUUUAUCAGCUACGAAUGGCUCCGACGAAUACAACUAUGAGUACGUAAGCUUCAGAGACCUAAUGUUGGACUCUAAUUACAAGGGUGGAGGCAUCCAAAUUAUAAACUCACUUAGAAUUAGCAUUGAUAACUGUUACAUUGUCCAUUUCACCACAAAUGGUAUCUUAGUCCAAGGUGGUCAUGAGACCUACAUUCGGAACUCGUUCUUAGGCCAACACAUCACUGCCGGUGGUGAUCUUGGCGAAAGGAACUUCUUCGGAACUGCAAUAAACCUUAUGGGGAAUGACAACUCUGUCACCGAUGUAGUUAUUUUUUCUGCUGCAAUUGGAAUAAUGGUGUCUGGUCAAGCCAACACUUUUUCCGGGGUACAUUGCUACAAUAAGGCCACCAAUUUUGGUGGUAUUGGGAUAUACCUAAAAUUGCAAGGAUUGACACAAACCAGGAUUGUGAAUUCCUACUUGGAUUAUACUGGAAUUGUUGCUGAAGACCCUGUACAACUUCACAUUUCGAGCAAUUUUUUUCUCGGUGAUGCAUAUAUUCUCCUCAAAUCAAUAAAUGGGGUCGUGAAUGGGGUGAAUAUUGUUGAUAACAUGUUUUAUGGAUCAUAUAAAGGGGUUGAAAUUGUUCAGUUGGAUCAAACAAAUGGGGCUUUCAAAAAGGUUGAUCAAGUUGUUAUUGACAGAAAUAAUGCAAGAGGUAUGGAAGUUAAGGCCACGGUUGCAAGAGGAACUGUGCAGGGGAACGGUAGCUCAUGGACAAUUGACCUCAAUUCAAUUCUUCUAUUUCCAGACCUUAUAAAACAUAUAUUAUACACAUUAAGCACAAACAGAGGUUCAUUUCCUAGGCAUUCUUUGAGGAAUGUAUCGAUGAACCGGGUUUUAAUUGAGUCGGAUGUUGCAGUUCCUGCCACUGUUUUUGUCGUGGCGGAUCAAGGAAAAUCACAUUUGAGCUAA